GUGAUCCCCAAACCCUCCCACCAGGAGAGGAAAGGCUAAGUUUCCCCCCAGCUGGAGCUGAAGCUUUAGACAGUGGCCCUCUUAUGUUGUCUCAGCCUUUGAGGGGGCACAGUGUGGUCAGCAUGGGAUUCCGAUAACAAAGGGUUAGGAGAGGGAGAGGAGGUUGGGGGGUUGAGGGGAGGGGGCCAGACGGGGCUGAGAGAUCAGUAGAAGCAGCAUCAGCUCCAAAGGGCUUCAACCUGCCCAGACGGAACUGGAACCCAAAGGUUAAGUCCUGGCAGGCUGGGGCUUGCAUUUCCAUGUUGGCUGUCACGGGAGGCUGGCAGGUUGGAGCAAAUGUAUGCUGAGGAGCAGGGCGCCUAGCGAGAAGUGCAGCCCUGCCAGGAGUUCAGCUCAGGAGAAGGCAGAGAUGAGGGCUCAGGCUCCGGUGCCCUGAGCCGGAGGGGAGAGAUCAAGAGCACACGGAGCUGCUCUGAGGCUGCAGGGCUCUGAUGGGCUGUUCCGUGAGUCUGGCCUGCCUGGAGGAUGAGUUAUGUACCGUGCCUUUGGACCAGUCCAUCCUGAGAGCCGAAGAAGAGGUCGUCAUGAUCCAGCCAGAAGAAUCUACUUCAGGUGCCCACACUUUUAAGAAUAAAUCCUUUAAGAAGGCCAAAGUCUGCAACGUCUGCAAACAACCUAUUGACAGUCAAGGUGUUUCGUGCCGAGUGUGCAAGUAUUCCUGCCACAAGAAAUGUGAAGCAAAGGUGGUGAUACCCUGCCACGUACCAAUCAAUGACCCACUGCCUAACAACGCUGAUGUAUCUGGCCACGUAACCAGAGCAGCAUCCGACAGUUUUUCAAAAAGUUCUUCAUUCUGCUGUGAUAAAUUUUCUCAGAGUGCCAUCUUGGGUCAUAUCAUGGAGGAAGGCUAUGAACUGGAUCUUACCUACAUCACUGAGAGGAUUAUUGCUGUAUCUUUCCCAGCUAGUUGCUCUGAGGAAACUUAUCUACAUAAUUUGCAAGAUGUAACCCGAAUGCUAAAAUCCAAACAUGGAGAUAACUAUCUGGUAAUAAACCUCUCUGAAAAAAGAUAUGAUCUUACGAAGCUUAACCCAAAGAUUAUGGAUGUGGGUUGGCCUGACCUCCAUGCCCCUCCUCUUGACAAGAUGUGCACCAUCUGUAAAGCCCAAGAGAACUGGUUAAACAGUGAUCCUCAGCAUGUAGUGGUUAUUCACUGCAGGGGUGGAAAAGGACGGAUAGGAGUUGUCAUAUCAUCAUACAUGCAUUUCACCAACGUUUCUGCCAGUGCUGACCAAGCUCUUGACAGAUUCGCAAUGAAAAAAUUUUUUGAUGAUAAAGUUUCAGCUUUAAUGCAGCCAUCCCAAAAAAGAUAUGUUCACUUCCUUAGUGGCCUUCUCUCAGGAUCUGUGAAAAUGAAUACCACACCACUUUUCCUGCACUUUGUAAUUCUUCAUGGCAUCCCCAACUUUGAUACUGGUGGAGUUUGCCGACCAUUUUUGAAGCUCUACCAAGCAAUGCAACCCGUCUAUACAUCAGGAAUCUACAAUGUUGGUCCAGAAAACCAAAGCAGAGUUUGCAUUGCCAUUGAACCAGCUCAACUCCUUAAAGGAGAUAUAAUGCUGAAAUGUUACCACAAAAAAUAUCGAUCUGCCACUCGCGAUGUCAUUUUUCGCCUACAAUUUCAUACAGGAGCCAUUCAGGGCUACGGGCUUAUGUUUAGAAAAGAAGAUUUGGAUGAUGCCAACAAAGAUGACCGUUUUCCUGAUUAUGGGAAGAUAGAAUUAGUCUUUUCUGCUACUCCUGAGAAAAUAAAAGGAUCUGAACACUUAAAGAAUGACCAUGGAGUGGUUGUGGAUUACAACACUGUAGACCCAUUGAUCCGGUGGGAUUCUUAUGAAAAUAUGAGUCCUGAUGGGGAAGUAUUACAUACCCAAGGUCCCAUUGAUGGCAGCCUUUAUGCUAAAGUGAGAAAGAAGAGCGUAUCUGACAACAGCAUCCCUAGUGGGACUCAGGUUGUUCCAGUGACCAAUAGCCCUGAUCACAGUGACCACACCUUAUCUGUGAGCAGUGAUUCAGGCCACUCCACUGCCUCGGUAAGGACAGACAAGACUGAAGAGCGCUCAGCUCCAGGCUCCAAAAGGGGAUUGAGCCCACAAGAAAAGGCAGAACUGGACCAGCUCCUCAGUGGGUUUGGAUUAGAAGACCCUGUAAGCUCCCCAAAGGAUAUGACUGAUGCUCGAAAUAAGUACAGUGGGACUCGUCACGUAGUACCAGCCCAGGUUCAUGUGAAUGGAGACUCCAAGCUGAAAGACAGAGAGACAGACAUCCUAGAUGAUGAGAUGCCCAACCAUGACUUACAUAGUGUGGACAGCAUUGGGACUUUAUCCUCUUCAGAAGGUCAACACUCCAGUCAUCUCGGAAACUUUACCUGUCACAAAAGUAGUCAAAAUUCUCUCUUAUCAGAUGGAUUUGGGAGCAACACUGGGGAAGACCACCAUAUUGCCCUUGCCCCUGACCUAGGCAUUAGUGUAGAUCCUCUGUAUGAGCGAUCAUUUGGAAAUGGUGAGCCCAAGCAGGUGCAGCAGCUCUUGAGGAACCCUACUGUAUCAGCUCAGACACCAACUUAUGGACAGGGCACCUAUUCUACUCAGACAUGGGUGCGCCAGCAACAAUUAGUUGCAGCACAUCAGUACAGCUAUUCAACAGAUAGUGAGGGGAGGUUUGCUAUUCACAACUCUUCAGAGAAUGCAAACUAUGUUCCAGCCCAAACCAGGGUCCCACUAACUCCCACAAGAGGGUCCAGCAGCAGGGAUGCUGUGCAGAGGGGUUUAGGCAGUAUACCUAAUCCCAAUGAAGUAUCCCAGCAUUCUUACCAAGAAAAUUUCAAAACUAGGUUAACAACAGAGAAAGAGAUAAAUGGGAUUGACAUGGGAUUGAAUGCUGGAAUUUUACCUGGAUCUCCAACUCUGGAUAUUGAUCAAUCCAUUGAACAGCUGAAUAGGCUGAUCUUGGAACUGGACCCAACGUUUGAGCCCAUCCCAACUCAUAUGAAUACCAUGGCCAAUCAAACAAAUGGAUCUGCAUCCCCUGACAGCAAAGUGGGAGGAGGACUUCGGGUGAACCAUAGAUUUCUCGAGAAAGGAGACAGCAUAAGCAGGAAUUCCAGCCAACAUGGAGAUGACCCAUCUGGAGGGAGAAUCAGGAAAUUAAGCCUUGGCCAGUAUGACAACAGUGCGGGGCAGCCAUCAUAUACUGGAUGGGUAAAAGCUACUACUUUGGAUUCAGUUCCAACUUUGGGAUCCUUUAUUACACCAGGGGAAGUCAAAGAGACAAUGGUAGCCAGUUAUCCUCAAGAACUUGAUGUGAUUGAUGGUGGAAUAUUCUCACCAACCAAGAAUGGGAAUGAAAUUGUGUCUCCUACUCCAGCUUUUCCUGUGUCUCCUGAGACACCAUAUGUGAAAACUCCUCCACAUUAUUCUCAGAUUAGUCCAGCAGAGCAUGGCCCAACCAAUUUGUACAAACCAGGAUAUGAACCUCGGAGUUACACUGAAGGGCUUACUCACUCAGUGGUGAUGUCGGACAGCCCAAUUGGAACAAACCCUGGUCUGUUUCGGUCUGAGAGGCCAACAACCCCUUCUUGUCAACGGACUUUUCCAUCUGCCUGUACAACUUCAAGCAAAAGCCCUCUCCAGAGAGGCGAGAGCCCUUCUACAACAGAGCACCAAUGGCUAGAAAGCAGUCCCAAAUCUUCUCUUUCACCACAACUGUCAAUGAUGGGGAGCAACCGACCCACAGGUUUCCUUGUGGGUACAGAGUUUUCCAGUCCAGGACCAGAAUCUUCACUCUUGUCUCAUUUCCCGCCUUCAGAGCUACAAGUUUCUAAUCUAAACAAUCAUGAAAACUCACCAGCAGAACAGUCUCAAGAAAUUCUGGCCAGCCAAAGUGGCCGGGCCUUCCUAAACUUUGGUGUGCCUAGCAUUGGGAACAGCCUACAGCCUGAUGAGAAGCCUGGGACCUUACUGACUAAUUCCAAUGGAGCUUCUAAGCCACCAAUUGCCCCAAUGGCGGGAGUUGUCGACAAUGGCUUCUUGUCUCAUAAUUUUCUCACAGUGGCCCCUGGACACAACAGUCAACACAGUCCAGUCCUACAGCAUGCUGGAUUAUCCCUACAUUCACAACCACCCCUUCCUGAGAAGAAGAGGAUAUCUGAAGGAGAUCGUUCCUUUGGUUCUGUCUCUCCAUCUUCUAGUGGCUUCUCCAGCCCCCAUAGCGGGAGUACAAACAGCAUCCCUUUCCCAAAUGUCCUUCCAGACUUUGCUAAAGUUUUAGGAUCCUCACCCUUGCCAGAAAAUCCCACCGACAAAGAUGUGACUGUGAAAUUUGUUCAAGACACAUCUAAGUUCUGGUACAAGGCAGAUAUUUCAAGAGAACAAGCUAUUGCCAUGCUGAAGGAUAAAGAACCGGGCUCCUUCAUUGUUCGGGACAGCCACUCUUUCCGGGGAGCCUAUGGCCUGGCGAUGAAAGUUGCUACCCCUCCUCCUUCAGUUCUGCAACUUAAUAAAAAAGCUGGAGAUUUGGCCAAUGAACUUGUCAGGCACUUUUUGAUUGAGUGUACCUCUAAAGGAGUACGAUUGAAAGGAUGCCCAAAUGAACCAUAUUUUGGGAGUUUGACAGCUUUGGUCUAUCAGCAUUCCAUUACUCCUCUGGCAUUGCCGUGCAAACUCCUCAUUCCAGACAGAGAUCCAUUAGAAGAAAUGACAGAAAAUUCUCCACAAACUGCUGCAAAUUCUGCAGCUGAACUGCUAAAACAGGGGGCAGCCUGCAAUGUUUGGUACUUAAAUUCUGUGGAAAUGGAGUCACUCACAGGCCAUCAAGCUGUACAGAAAGCCUUGAGCAUAACGCUGGUUCAAGAUCCUCCUCCCAUUUCUACAGUUGUCCACUUCAAAGUAUCUGCCCAGGGAAUUACACUGACUGACAAUCAGCGGAAACUUUUUUUCCGAAGACAUUAUCCAGUGAACACUGUCAUUUUCUGUGCUUUGGAUCCACAAGACAGAAAGUGGAUCAAAGAUGGCCCUUCAGCAAAAGUAUUUGGAUUUGUUGCAAGAAAACAAGGGAGUGCCACAGACAACAUAUGCCACCUGUUUGCUGAACACGAUCCUGAGCAGCCCGCCAGUGCCAUUGUGAACUUUGUAUCAAAGGUCAUGAUUGGUUCUUCAAAAAAGAUUUGAAGUCUCCCUCAUGGACAGACUCCCACUGCAGCUCAUUGGACAGACCUCUUUACUCUUUGAUGUCAACAGGGAGAGAUGGUGUCCUUUUGAAUAAUUCCUCCAAACUUUCUAAUCCCAAGAAGAAGAAAAAAAAAUACCUUUUCUAGGUUUUUUUUCCCCCCUUGCUUUUCCCAUCCUCCCUUUUCUUAUUUUAAAAGAAAGACUUCAAAAUUGCUUGGCCUUUCUAAAAAGAAAAUUUUUGCAUCUUGAAACAUUCUCAGAGCCAAGGGCCAAGUUGUGUCAAAAAAAAAAAAAUAGAAGAAGAAGGGUUGUCUAGACCCUCUGCCCCUAUCCAGAGAGCCCCCUUUGGGGAGAACUUUGAAAGAGAAAAGUUCAUGUACCUUUCUUCAUCUUCCUCAGCAUCUCUUGGGGGAACAAUGGAAUGACCGCCUGGUUGUCCGCCAUGCAUGUCACAUGGAUUUUAUGAGAUUCGUUACGGAAUAGAGCUACAUGCAUGGCCUUCUGGAGACUCUUGUCCUGUUUGUAUCCAUGGUAGCCAUGACCCUCGCAAACUGAGGUUCUUUCCAAGGAUGAUGGGCCUCGUAUACAAUCAUUUGCUAUUCCCUUCAUCUUUCCAUAACCAAGAUUAGAAUUGAACUGAGGGAGGGGGGGAAGUAUGUCUGAUGAAGGUUAGUGUAGGUUGAUUUUUUUUUAAGGGACCAUGAAGACAGAUAAAAGUGCCGGUGUGCUGAGAGUGUAAGGUCUAAAUUUGGGAAUGAUUGAGGUCAUUGUGCUUUAUGAAAAGUUGGAGAUGCUGUUUUAAAAAGUAUAUGGUGAAGGCUUGAAGUGUUCUGUUUAAUGAAAAACAUGUAUUUUGUAUGAAAAGUCAAGCAAGUAAGAAACCAUUUUAGUAAUAGCAGGAUAAAAAUGAGGGAAAAGCAAAAAAUGAUUUUAUAUAAUUUAUAUUUUUUCCUAUGCCAGAUUAUUUAUAGUAGAAAUUUGAUAUUACUAUAUUGUAUGAAUACUCUUUACUAGACACCUUGUUGAGCUUUGCAUUUUUCGUGUUAUUUUUAUCUAAGUAUAUCUAUUGCAUGUGCCUUGCCUAGAAAAUGUGUCAAUAUUUUCUAAUGGUGUCAUUAUAACACAUCUUGUAUUUUGGAAAUACUGUUUUAACAGAAAGUCUUUUGCAUAUUUGAAUUUGUUUUUCAAUAUUUUGUUCAUCAAGUUCACUUUUUUUUGUGGUUUUUACUCCUAAAUUCUUGACUGUGGAUGGUAUCACCUAAUGCAUCCAGAAGGGAAAAGAAACUUAUUUUGUUGAACUCUUGCCUUGGCACCUGCUUAUUAUGUUGGAUGUCAUUUGUAAGAAUAAAAACAAGAUGAUGUAUAGGCUAUGCUGGGCCUUUACAAGCUCUCCUACGGAUCUUGUCACACUGCUAAGUGGUUUGCUUUGUAUUAAAGUUAGGCCUGAGUGUGGCAUCUGAGAAUGAAGGUAAGAAAAGGGAUGAUAAAUAUGUAAACUUUUUUUUUUUAUUUUUCAUAUGAGCUGCUGUAUUAUAUGGGUACUUGUGUAUAUUUCUAUAUAUGAAUGGCUUUCCCUGCAAAAGUCUGCCAUUGGUAAAGUUCUGCUGGGACCAAUGAAAGAAGGGGUUGCCUGGUGGAUGCAACAUUCACUUCCUUCUCUGUAGUGCACAAGGUGCUGAAUAAAUGUUCAGAGACCCCAGAGAUCCCCCUUGAAAGUUUUCCUUGAUAAUAAUAAUAUCCUUCUCUCCUUCCCCAAAUCAGGUAUCAGUGCUUAUUAUAUACAGGAAUUAUAGUGACCAACUUAGGCUUUGAAAAUUUACUCUUUUAAAGAGAUGGUUUUAUUGCAUGGGUCAGGGCAGCAAAAGGCAGGGAAGAAGAUGUCAGCUUGGAUGCAGUUGGAAUCGACGGAGCUGCAGCUGACAUUGUAUAUAAAUCUAAGAGGUAGAGAAUUCUUACUCCAGUUCCUACGACAAAGGCCAGGUUCUCCAGACUGUGCCAAACGCUUUAUGAUUCUGUUACACGCUUCAUCUCAUCAUGUAGUAUUUGCAUUGCCGUUUAAAGAUUCUGCCUGGGCAUUUGAGAGGAUUCCACGGACCCGAAGAACAGCCAAUCGGGCAGAAUUGUUUGUUUCUAAGCCGUUUCCAAAGAGCGUCCGGCCUGCCGGGCUUUCAUUGGUAUCAGAAGUCUGGGAAAGAGAAAUGGCUUAAAAUGACUAAAUCUGCCAAGAGGGUGGCUCUCAUGGAAAGGCACUGCCACAAAAGAAAAACAAACAGAAACAAACAGAAACAAGGGGCUUGGUUAGCACCUAAAUCAUGUUCAAGUAAUUAUGCAUUAAUGAAGGGAAUGCCAUGGAAUUGGGGCUGUCCUUUCCUGCCAAUGCACAGUGACGUGGAGUUUUUCAGGAUAGCGUCACGGCAUUUCAGGAUCACAUGUAUUCAGGAAGCAUGCCAGAGCCUGAAGGCUGCCAUUCAAAAACAAAAACCAGCUCGUUUACUGGCAUGCUUGUUUUUGUUGUGUUUUUUUUUUUAAUUUUUUUGCUUUUUACACUUUUUUGCUCUGUGUCAGAAAGAGCAUCAGGGAAAAUCCACUGGGAGCUUGACUCUUCUUGGCCAGGAAAAUAGAGUCCAUUUCUAAGGUUCCAGGGAGAGCUCGCACAGUGUGUUUCUCUUAAGAUAUGUUACCACAUGUAUUAGAAAUAUAUGAAAUCAUUUUAAAUACUCAAAAGAAAAACGGUGAGGUGUGCUCAGUAGUAAAUAGCGUACGCAGUCACGCAGCGUUCCUUUUGUGACAAAUGUGUGCUGUCAAACUAUUAACACAGCGUGCUUUUUCCCCAGGAUGUUUUAAGAUGUGUAUAUGCAGUACUAAAAAAGAAAGGCGGGUGAACUCACAUUAGCUUUUUGCCACGUGUAUUCAUAGCCAUGCGCCUAUUAAACCGCUUAUUAAAUUGUAUCACUAUAAUCCUUCAGUGUUAUAAUAUGGACAUGCUAAAAAGCCAUGCUUAAUGAAAUGGUGCCAGUGUAUCCUUAGUAUCAUUGACAUGUUAACAUUUCCUUCUCUGCCUUAUCUAUUAGUAGAUAUUUUACCUUUGCUCCAUACUGUAAAAAAUAUAUUCAGUAUGUAAAUGAAUGUCCUAUAAAUUCUUUGUAUAGUCGAUUUCUCUGCUUUUUAAAUAUCACCUUUAUUCAGAGUAUAAUAAAAUUAUGAAUUUGUUAAGCCUC
Monodelphis domestica (gray short-tailed opossum) is the source of this 8446-nucleotide messenger RNA. It is a transcript of the gene TNS3, whose product is annotated as tensin 3. Lineage: Eukaryota; Metazoa; Chordata; Mammalia; Didelphimorphia; Didelphidae. Gene Ontology annotation, cellular component: focal adhesion. Gene Ontology annotation, biological process: dephosphorylation. The record is from RefSeq and is a predicted model, not a curated record. Gene Ontology annotation, molecular function: protein binding.